Messenger RNA from Parastagonospora nodorum SN15, 726 nucleotides. RefSeq lists its product as hypothetical. The transcript has 2 exons. The record is from RefSeq and is a predicted model, not a curated record. The coding region runs from base 1 to 726 and encodes 241 amino acids. NCBI's taxonomy places the organism in Eukaryota, Fungi, Ascomycota, Dothideomycetes, Pleosporales, Phaeosphaeriaceae.
AUGUCUGCCGGUCAUAGAGAAAUUCGAUACGUCAAUGCUUCUUCAAAUAUCGGCCUCAUGAAAUUCGGCAAGCUCACUGACCAAGCGGUCGUCAAUAUCUUUAUGAUGUUUUAUCCAAGUUUCCUCCUGCCGUUCGACAGUGUCACUGUCUUGUUCAAGGACAGCCCUGGCUUUCGAAGUCUGUGUCGCGAUAUGGAUAGACCUACCCCAAAGGCCGUCUCCUCCGGACUUCUCGCUAUGGACGAGCUAUUUCGAACGAUCAACAACGCGAAGAACCAUGAUCAGUAUCGGCCUGCCCCCAGAUUUAAGUAUCUUCCGUUUCACCAACAGCCGGUCCGCGCAUCACCGAAUGGACUAUUGGGAGAUUUGUUUUUCCCGCUAUGUGGGAAUGGUUGGGUCGAUGUUGACUGUGCUGAACUGCCAAAGACAAAGCGCACCGGCAUUGCUUAUGGCGUCCGCAAACCCGAGAAUCAAGACGCAACGGUCUUUUUCUAUCCUUACAGUGUGUGCGAUAGGCAGAUCUAUGCUAGCAGCAUGCAAGAUCAUCAAUAUCAGUACACAGAAAAUUACAGAAUUUACAGUGAGCAUGGCAUCAUGAACAAUCACAACUGGGCUUUGACUAACCCGGGAGAAAUAGAAAUCGCUCCCCGUACUUUCAAUAAGCGCUACAUCACUGAACCACCAGCCGAACCAUGCAAAGCUGUUCGUCUCUGCAGUGCUUCUUAG